Messenger RNA from Dentiscutata erythropus, 491 nucleotides. The record is from the annotation of a GenBank genome assembly. NCBI's taxonomy places the organism in Eukaryota, Fungi, Glomeromycota, Glomeromycetes, Diversisporales, Gigasporaceae.
UGCCUUCACAAGUACCUUCUCAAGUAUCGUUGCAAGUACCUCAACAAAUACUUUCCCAAAUGCCUUCGCAAGCAUCUUUGCAAGCACCUCCACAAACAUCUUUAUAUAUACAAAUGCCUUUACAAAUAUCUUUUCAAGUGCCUUCACAUAUGUUUUCACAUGUAGCUUUACAAAUGCCACCACAAAUGCCAUCACAGAUACUACUACAACCACCAAUAUAUUUUCCGUUACAAAUAUCAAAUAAUUUUUCACCACAACUACCAAAUAAUUAUUUUCCAUACUUAUCUAAUAAUCUUUUACAAAUCUCAUCAAAUAUUCCUUUAUAUACAAUGCCGAAUAUCUCAGCACAACCUUAUUUUAUACCAUUUCUAAUUUUUCUUAAUUUACAACCUUUAUAUUCUUUGAUAAAUAAUUCAACAUUACAAGGAUCAUCAAUUUCUUCUAGCCCUGUUCCUAAGAUUGAUGAACCUUCAACGAUAGUUAUUAAUAAA